AUGGCAAGUAAAUUCAUAACAUUCGUGGGCUUAUUGGCCUUAUCCGGCUCCUGCAUGGCUGGUGGUGUUGCCACCUAUUCCUACAAUCCCCUAGUCAAUACCUAUGCUGCUCCUGUGGUGGCUGCCAAAACCGUUGUGGCUCCUGCUGCUGUCGUUAAAACGGAAGAAGUUGAUCCUCAUCCCCAAUAUGGUUUCUCCUAUGGUGUUCACGAUUCCAUCAGUGGAGAUAUCAAAUCCCAGGUUGAAUCUCGCGAUGGUGGCAACGUUGCUGGUUCCUACAGUGUAGUGGAUGCUGAUGGCUUCAAGCGUACUGUCACUUAUACCGCCGACGAUUUGAAUGGUUUCAAUGCUGUUGUUACCCGUGAACCACUUGCCCCUGCUGUAGUGAAAACUGUUGCACCUGUGGUCCAUGCUGCCCCCAUUGUAAAGACUUAUGCUGCUGCCGCUCCUGUAGUCCAUGCUGCUCCUUUGGUGAAAACAUAUGCUGCCGCUGCUCCAGUUUUCAAGACCUAUACUGCCGCUGCCCCAGUUGUUCAUGCCGCUCCAGUGGUUAAGACUUAUGCUGCUGCUCCAGUCGUUCAUGCUGCCCCUGUAUAUAAGACCUAUGCUGCUGCUGCUCCAGUUUUCAAGACCUAUACUGCCGCCGCCCCUGUUGUGCAUGCCGCUCCAGUGGUUAAGACUUAUGCUGCCGCCCCUGUAUUGAAAACCUACACUGCUGCUGCUCCCCUCGUCAAGACCUACUCUGCUGUAGCUCCUGUGGUCCAUGCCGCUCCUGUUGUGAAAACCUAUGCCGCUCCCGUAGUUCAUGCCGCCCCUGUAGUGAAAACCUAUGCCGCUCCCGUAGUUCAUGCCGCCCCUGUUGUAAAGACCUAUGCCGCUCCUGUGGUUCAUGCUGCUCCUGUGGUUAAAACCUACACUGCUGCCGCUCCCCUUGUUAAGACCUACUCUGCUGUGGCUCCUGCCGUCCAUGCUGCUCCCUUGGUUAAGACCUACUCUGCUGUUGCCCCUGCUGUACAUGCCGCUCCAGUGGUCAAAACCUACUCCGCUGCUCCAGUAGCUUUCUCUACUCCUUUCUUCCGUUCUGCUCCCGUUUUGCAACAAUUUCACCAAUAUCCCCAACAACAAACCUCCUACUUCAGUGCUCCAGUGAAUCAGCAACAAGAACAAUACGCCCCCUACCCCCAAUACGAAAUUCCCCAACAACAAUUCCCUCUUGGACAACAGCAGCAACAACAGCAACCCCAAGAAAACAAUGAAGACUCCGAUGUUGUUGAAGCCCGUUCCGCUCCCACCGAAGAACAACAACAGCAACAAAGAAAUAACAACAAAGCCGAAGCUUCUACCACCACUGCUGCCCCAGCCCCCGUCACCGAAGAUCAAAAAGAAUCUGAACAGAAAAAAUCCAACUAA
Messenger RNA from Stomoxys calcitrans (stable fly), 1410 nucleotides. Its product is annotated as calphotin. Gene Ontology annotation, cellular component: extracellular matrix. The record is from RefSeq and is a predicted model, not a curated record. Lineage: Eukaryota; Metazoa; Arthropoda; Insecta; Diptera; Muscidae. The coding region runs from base 1 to 1410 and encodes 469 amino acids. The transcript has 3 exons.